Messenger RNA from Caenorhabditis elegans, 2036 nucleotides. It is a transcript of the gene cest-3, whose product is annotated as Carboxylic ester hydrolase. The transcript has 12 exons. The record is from RefSeq and is marked reviewed. NCBI's taxonomy places the organism in Eukaryota, Metazoa, Nematoda, Chromadorea, Rhabditida, Rhabditidae. Gene Ontology annotation, molecular function: carboxylesterase activity. The coding region runs from base 88 to 1854 and encodes 588 amino acids.
CUGAUUGGUGACCGACAACAAAUCGCAACAUUUCUGGACGACUGUUUGCAGACGAGAAUCAAAAGUCAACACAAUCAACCUUUAGUGAUGCACACUCUACACGUCUUGUAUUAUAUACUUUUUGUAUUCACACUCAAUGGCUCUGGGCAAAGAAUUAUUUCCACAACUUAUGGAAAGCUGGAGGGUAAAACGGUAAAUGUGGAUCAACAUAUGUUCAAGAAUGUCCCAUUCGCGAAACCUCCUCUCGGAAAACUGCGUUUCAGCCUCCCUGAAUGGACAAAUCCUUGGAAAAAUAUCAGGAACGCAACUGAAUACAGUCCAUCAUGUUUUAGUAAUUCUUCGAUGAGAACAGAUUCAAAUUUCUUUCCUAUGAGCGAAGAUUGUUUGUAUUUGAAUGUGUUUACCAAUGAAUAUUGUCUGAAAUCUAAAAAUUGUUCUACUGUGGUUUACUACCACGGAGGCGGCAUAAAUAUGGAUUCGGCUGUUCAAUUCAAUGACACAUUUAUUCUGGAAAGAUAUGUGAAAGAAAAUGUUGUUUUCAUCAUCCCCGCAUACCGAUUGGGUAUAUUUGGCCUAUUAUAUUUUGGAAGUAACAAUCUGGUUCCUCAAAAUCUUGCAAUUCAUGAUUGUGAGCUUGCUCUCCGAUUUAUCCAUCAAGAGAUCUCCAAUUUUGGCGGCCAUAAGGAUGACAUUAAUUUAAUGGGACACUCGGCUGGUGCCCAUAUUUCUUUGAUUUUUGGAUUCAGUAGACAUAUCGAUCCUGAUCACAAACUUAUCAAUAGAAUCAUUGUUCUGAGCCCCGUUCCAUCGUAUGACAUGCCCGAACUGCUUAUCAAAAACUGUUACGAUUUUGCGGAGAGAGUCGGCUGCUACAAACGAAAUGUGACCGCUAGAGACACUGAAAUUGUGAAGUGUUUGCGAAAAAAAGACGCUCGUGGGUUGAUGUCUAUGCAGCGACUUAUGGAAAAUGAUCGCUUGUACUUUUGGAAUUUUUUAGCGGGAGAACCGUUUAUGUAUCGUGAUGAAAGCAUUGCAGAUUUUAAGGAGUAUGCAGUGAAAAGAGAUAUGUUAAUUGGAAACACAGUCGACGAGGUGAAAUGGAAAAGACUGAAGAAAGAAAAUCCGGCGAUUGCAGGUAGUUUUAUGGAUUGGGAAAAUCCAUAUGAAGUUGCUCACAAGUUCAACUUUUACCACGAUAGUGCUCCAGUGAACUCAACCUAUGAAUCAUUCACACAGGGAAUAUUUGUGUCGACUGCGACGUACGCCGAAGCCCAAGCAAAUGCUGGCGGUACUGUGUAUCUCUUUCAAUCAAACCAACAACCAUCUUCUCAUGUGUCGGAUAUGCAGUAUUUUGUCGGAACUCACAGAGAGGACUAUCACACAUCUGACAUGGACAUCAUGGAUACGUUUUAUUCAAAAAUGAUAGUGAAUUUUACAAAGUUUGGGAGUCCGUCACCGGUGUGGGAACCACUGGUGCCUUCAAGAAUGAACUACUACGCCUUGGAGGUCAACACUGAAAAAGGAAUCUGGCCGAGAAUGGAAGAAGAUUUUCAUGAAUCAGAUGUCAACUUUUGGUUCAUCAACAUGACGGCGUUUGACAGAGAAGUGACGAGACAGAAGAAAACAUCGAACGGGACCAGUUUGACGUGGAGCCCUAUGCAUCCCGGUCCCGUUAUUCUACCAACAAAAACAAAUGAAUCAUCAUCGUUUGACAUAUCCUCGCAAUGGUGGUUUUUCGCAAUUAUUGUCGUGGUAGCCCUUAUUUUAUUCUACCUGAUUUAUGUUUUGAAACGGGCGAUUCUCAAACACAAAGAACCUCAAGAUGAUGACGAGACCACCACGCUUUUUAAAUGAAAUCAGAUAUCUUUGACUUUUUGUUCUUGGUCCAUGUCUUUUUGUUAUCCAUCAGCAUUUGCAUCUUUUUUUCCAAAAAACUCAUAUCAGAAUUACCUUUUCAAAAUAGAAAUUGAAAAAAAUGUUUGCAUUUCAGAUAUAAUUUUCAAUUUUCAGGCAAUAAAGUUUUAAAUAACAAACAA